Molecule: messenger RNA, 573 nt
Organism: Chrysochloris asiatica (Cape golden mole)
Lineage: Eukaryota; Metazoa; Chordata; Mammalia; Afrosoricida; Chrysochloridae
Gene: MIMS2
Product: family with sequence similarity 210, member B
Exons: 3
Coding region: 1-573 (190 amino acids)
Cellular component (GO): mitochondrion
Source: RefSeq, a predicted model, not a curated record
AUGGCGGGGUUACUGACGCUGUUGGGCCCCGCGGGUAGACAGUGCUCCCGGGUUCGGCCUCGCAUCGCUUGGCUCCUGAGCGCCGUCACGCCCUGCGCCCCGCCGCCCCGGCCCAUGCUUCGGCCCGGACCCGACGCCAGGCAGCUACGCGCAGCUGGCGGGGGCGGCCCUGGCCGCCAGGACCCCAGCAAAGCCACAGAGAGAUCAGGAGACGACGUCUGCAGCACUCAAGAAGCAAAGCCAAGCAAGACACAGCAACUGAGGAAAGUCUUUAAAGAAUAUGGGGCCGUGGGUGUGUCCUUGCACAUUGGAGUCUCCUUAGUCUCCUUGGGCAUCUUCUACACGGUGGUUUCAAGUGGUGUGGACAUGUCUGCUCUCCUGCUGAAACUCGGGUUUAGAGAGUCACUGGUGCAGUCAAAAAUGGCAGCAGGAACGAGUACCUUCGUGGUGGCCUACGCGAUCCACAAGCUGUUCGCGCCGGUGAGGAUCAGCAUCACCUUGGCAUCUGUUCCCCUGGUGGUCAGAUAUUUCCGGAAAGUGGGAUAUUUUAAACCUCCGGCUGGGAAGCCGUGA